GGACAUUUAAGGAAUAUUUUUGUUGUUAUAGAAAGAUAACUCAUACUGGUUACGAGUCACAAUAAACAAUGAUCAUUAAAACCAGUCUUCUAAAAACACACUUCUGAAAUAAUAACAGUUACCAGACUAUUUGUUUUUAUUCUUUGAGCGAAAAUGUUGUUUUUAUGUAUACAAAUCUUGAAGGCGGCUAUUUGUCAAUUUUCGUUAUGUAUGUAUGUAAAUAUUAAUACAUAGGAUACUAAUACAUUUGUUUAUACAUAUACCUAUGUAUAACGAAAUGAAUACCCGUUAAAUCCGCAAAAACAGUAGUCUAAUAGGCGGAUGGUGGAGUCCAGCAGCUUAUGCAGUUGCGAAUUGAUUAUAUAGAAAUCAAUUUGUGUGAAGCUCGCAAAGCAUUAAGACGUCCCAAGUGGAUCGCUAAGAGACUGGUAUUUAUUUCACUAUAACUCAGAGUGUCUUGUACAAGUUUUCUUUCCAACUUAAAUUCUAUUUAAAAAAAAACACGCGACUUUUUUUUUAAAUCAAAAUGAUGCACACUGUCCGAAGCAAUGCUGAUUUCGACAGACAAUUGUCGGCCGCUGGCGGUCGUUUGGUGGUCGUCGACUUUACAGCCAGUUGGUGUGGUCCUUGCAAAUGCAUUGAACCUAAGGUUAGAGCGCUUUCGAAAAAGUAUAAGGACCGCGCUGUCGUACUAAAAGUGGACGUGGACAAGUGCAGUAAUGUAGCACAUGAUUACAGAGUUUCCUGCAUGCCGACAUUUGUAUUCAUAAGAAACGGUCGUAAGAUAGAUCGUCUUUCAGGAGCUGAUGAAAGGGAGUUGGAGUAUAAAAUGUCGAAAAUGGCAAGAGCUAAGUGAGCAAGAGAAUUUAAGCGUUAAGAAAAUGAUUAAAUUUUGUAUUCUGAUUGUUUUGUGAUUAUAAUUGUGAAAAUUAAUGUUUUUUGUAUUGUACUGAAGUUGAUGAACGUUAUUGUAAUCUUUUAAAAUUUGUAAAAUGCAUCUGGUAUGACAUUCAAUUUUUUUAUUAAUAUUGUACAACUAUAAAGUUAAAAAUCUUACGAUUAACUGAGAAUAAA
Rhagoletis zephyria (snowberry fruit fly) is the source of this 1074-nucleotide messenger RNA. Its product is annotated as thioredoxin-2. Lineage: Eukaryota; Metazoa; Arthropoda; Insecta; Diptera; Tephritidae. Gene Ontology annotation, molecular function: protein-disulfide reductase activity. The record is from RefSeq and is a predicted model, not a curated record.